AUGGGAGCGAAUGCGACUUUGGACUCCCACCAUGAUGGCUCUCAAAUUCUCCCGACCAGUGGCGAAAGUGUCCCCGCAAGUGGUGAUAGUGUCCCCGCUACUAAAUGCCCUUUCCAUCCCCCGCGAAGUGAACCAAGGCCUGCUCCACAGACAAGCACAAAUAGUACUCAGAACUCGCUGCCAGGCCAUCUAAACUUGGACGCUAAUGCAAAUGAGGAACCUCUUGUUGAAGAAGAAGUUGACGACCCCCAUGAUGCUUCUGUGGCUCAGAGUCACAGAAGACGCAAGACUACAGAGUUUUGGACAGUUAAGAUCAUCGAUUCUGACGGCACAAUCAAGCUGGCAAAACUAAGCGUCAGGGAUGCUAUGGAACGGCCUAACGGAAGGAAGAUAAUGCUCAGGUUUAACAAUGCAAAGCAAACAAUUGGAGACGAAGAUAGAUUGUUGAGUGGUGUGCUUGGUCUACUGGGAUCUGAUUAUGGAAAAUUUUCCAUCUAUAGAAAAAGUUGGCGUCAGAUUACCACUAAAGACAAGGUUUAUAACAAAUGUGUCAAGCGAAGGAACUACAAGAAAAAUAUUUUGAAAAGUAUGGAGAAGUCUUGGAAGGAAACAAGGCUGAGGUUGUAUGAUCGUUUUUAUGAGCCAACAUUCACGACUGAACAAAAUCUUGAGAAUCGCCCGCCGGGAAUUGAUCGAGAGCAUUGGAGAUGGUUCCUUGACUAUCGCGCCGAAGCUGAGACGAAGGAGAAGUGCAGGAAAAACGCGGUCAAUCGAUCAAAACAACAAUAUACCCACACUGACGGUUCAAAAAGCUUUGCAAGGCAGAUGGAAGAAGAGGUUUUCGGAAAAGAGAAAUCGGGUAGAGUACCUAGUGUGGGUUUUGGACCGGCUCUUAGUCAACUCUUCGGUCCGAAUUCACAUGUGCCUAACAACAGAGUCCAACUAGAGGAGACUCAAAGGAAGCUGCUUGAACUGCAGGAAGAGUUGGAAGGCGAGAAGUUGAAGAGGAAGGCGAUGGACGACGAGGCAUCAGCAUAG
Arachis stenosperma is the source of this 1038-nucleotide messenger RNA. RefSeq lists its product as uncharacterized. The record is from RefSeq and is a predicted model, not a curated record. Lineage: Eukaryota; Viridiplantae; Streptophyta; Magnoliopsida; Fabales; Fabaceae. The transcript is spliced from 5 exons. Bases 1 to 1038 code for a protein of 345 amino acids.